Sinocyclocheilus grahami is the source of this 4411-nucleotide messenger RNA. Its product is annotated as protein sidekick-2-like. Bases 73 to 4212 code for a protein of 1379 amino acids. Lineage: Eukaryota; Metazoa; Chordata; Actinopteri; Cypriniformes; Cyprinidae. The transcript is spliced from 30 exons. Gene Ontology annotation, molecular function: protein binding. The record is from RefSeq and is a predicted model, not a curated record.
GUCAUUCCGUCACUGGAUCGCUCCCAUGCAGGCUUCUACAGAUGCAUCGUCAGGAACAGGGUGGGAGCUCUGAUGCAGAGGAGUUCACAAGUCCAGGUCGCCUACAUGGAAGGCUUUGUGGAGGGAGAACGGUCUCAGGUGGUGUCCCAGGGGGAGGCGGCGUUGAUCUCCCCCCCACAAAUCCACAGCUUUCCGCGGCCCGGGAUCACAUGGUUCAGAGACGGGCGCAAGAUCCCCCCCAGCAGCCGCAUAGCCCUCACUUUGGACAACACCCUUGUCAUCCUGUCCGCCGUGGCCCCUGACGCGGGCCGGUACUACGCCCAGGCCGUCAACGACAAGAACGGAGAGAACAAGACCAGUCAGCCCAUCAUCCUGAAUGUAGAAAAACAUCCCCAGUUUGUGAAGGAGCCCGACAGACACAUUACUGCUGAGAUGGAGAAGGUGGUAGACAUCCCAUGCCAAGCUCGCGGUGUUCCUCAGCCAGAUAUAGUGUGGUAUAAGGAUGCUGUACCCAUAAGCCCCGCGAAGACACCUCGUUACAGAGUCCUGGUGGGCGGCAGUCUGCAGAUAAAUGGGCUCCUCCCGGACGACACCGGAAUGUUCCAGUGCUUCGCUCGCAACUUAGCGGGAGAGAUCCAGACGAACACGUACCUUGCUGUCACCAGUAUCGCCCCAAACAUCACGGCCGGCCCUUCUGACAGCGCUGUGAUUGAUGGCAUGUCCAUCAUUUUACACUGUGAGACCUCAGGGGCCCCACGGCCCGCAAUCACAUGGCAGAAAGCUGAUCGGGUUUUGGCAAGCGGCUCCGUGCAGUUGCCACGUUUCACUUUGCUGGAGUCUGGCAGUCUUCUGAUCAGCCCCGCUCACCUGUCUGACGUUGGAUCCUACACCUGCAUGGCCAGUAACUCCCGCGGCAUUGAUGAAGCCUCGGCCGAUCUGGUGGUGUGGGCUCGAACGCGGAUCACUAAUCCACCUCAGGACCAGAGCGUGAUCAAGGGCACAAAAGCAGCCAUGACCUGCGGGGUGACCCAUGACCCCAGCGUUACAGUCAGACACAUCUGGGAGAAAGGAGGAGCGGCUAUUGACGUGAAAUCGAGCCCUCGCUUGCGACUCGACUCCAACGGCACCCUGCAUUUAUCUCAGACCUGGUCAGGAGACAUUGGGACCUACACCUGUAAAGUCACAUCUGUGGGAGGCAAUGAUUCUCGCAACGCUCACCUGAGAGUCAGGCAGUUGCCUCAUGCUCCAGAGAACCUCAUCGCCACCCUCAGCAGCUCAGAGAGACGAACCAUCAACCUGACCUGGGCCCAGGCCUUUGACGGGAACAGCCCGCUCAUCCGUUACAUCCUGGAGGUGUCGGAGAACAACGCACCUUGGACUGUGCUCUUGGCCAACAUUGAUCCAGAAGCCUCCAGCGUGAUUGUGGGGGGCCUCAUCCCGGCACGUUCUUACCAGUUCCGCCUGUGUGCCGUCAACGACGUGGGGAAGGGCCAGUUCAGCAGGGAGACGGUGCGGUUUUAUGCAAGACUGAUCUGGCAACCCCCUGCCCAGCCAAAUGGCAUUAUCCUUGCAUAUCAGAUUGCUUUCCGAAAGAACUCUUCUAGUAUUACCUCUGCCAACGUUGAUGUUCUCAACCCAAGUGCACGACAGUAUACAGCAACUGGACUGAAACCAGAGAGUGUUUAUGUAUUCCGCCUCACGGCCCAGACUCGAAAGGGCUGGGGAGAAGCGGCAGAGGCACUGGUGGUCACUACAGAGAAAAGAGCACGCCCUCAGCCCACAAGUCAUCCCGUUGUGCCUCAGGAAGAGGUCCAGGCCCGCAGUGUGCUGUUGUCAUGGGAACCAGGCAGCGAUGGUCUGUCUCCCAUCCGAUACUACACCGUCCAGUACAGAGAGCUGCCCGACAGCAAUUGGACCGUCCACUCCGCAUCGGUCAACCAUGAGGCCUCUUCAUACGUCAUAGACAAGCUCAAGCCUUUCACUUCCUACCAGUUCAGAGUGAAAGCCACUAAUGAUAUUGGGGACAGCGAGUACAGCGAGGAGAGCGAGGCAAUCACCACUCUACAGGACGCACCCGACAAAGCUCCCACAAUCCUCUCUGUGACACCACACACCACCACAUCUGUGCUGGUCCGCUGGAAGCCGCCCCCUGAGGAGGAGAUCAAUGGUAUUUUGCUUGGUUUUCGAGUACGCUACAGAGAACUGCGUUAUGACCGCCUACGCAGCUUCACGGUGCGCACAGUUAAUAGCCCGUCUGCCAACUGGGCCGAGCUCACAGCCCCCUACAGCAUGAGGAACCUGACCGAAUCCUCACUUACCCAAUACGAGCUGGACAAUCUGAAUAAACACAAGCGCUAUGAGAUCCGACUGAGCGUGUAUAACGCAGUAGGGGAAGGGCCCACCAGCUCGCCACAGGAAGUGUUCGUGGGAGAGGCGGUGCCCACUGCUCCACCUCAAAAUGCCGCUAUCCAGUCCUCAACAGCUACUCAGCUUGAUGUCACAUGGGACCCGCCUCCAGUGGAGGCCCAGAAUGGGGAUAUUCAAGGCUAUAAGGCCACUCCAAGCGCUCCUAGUUUUAUCCACUUUAGUGAACUCACCACCACCUCGGUCAACAUGUCCUGGGGUGAGCCCAAGCAGCGCAACGGCAUCGUAGAAGGGUAUCGUGUGGUCUAUGAGCCCUGCACGCCUGUGGAUGACUCCUCUCCUCACAAUUCAGGUGUCAGUAAGGUUGUCACUGUGGAUGUGAAGGGCAGCACCCCCUUGUGGAUGAAAAUCAAGGAUCUGGCCGAUGGCGUGACCUACAACUUCCGCAUCCGUGCUAAAACCCUUACCUAUGGCCCAGAGAUCGAAGCCAACAUCACCACUGGCCCUGGAGAAGGUGCUCCAGGGCCUCCGGGGGAGCCGUUUAUCUCUCGUUAUGGCUCGGCCCUGACUCUCCACUGGUCCAGCGGUGACCCUGGCCGUGCUCCCAUCACACGCUAUGUUAUCGAAGCAAGACCAUCUGAUGAAGGACUGUGGGAUAUUCUAAUCAAAGACAUCCCUAAAGAGGUGACAUCGUACACUCUUAACCUGGAUACCCUCAGAGAAGGGGUCACCUAUGAUUUCCGUGUAAUUGCGGUGAAUGACUAUGGCUACGGUUCUCCAAGUGCUCCUUCUCCUUCAAUAUCAGCCCAAAAGGUCUCCCCCUUUUAUGAGGAAUGGUGGUUUCUGGUGGUUAUUGCUCUCGUGGGCCUCAUUUUCAUCCUUCUGCUCAUCUUCAUCCUCAUCAUACGGGGGCAGAGCAGAAAAUACACCGAGAAAACAGACUCAGGUGCCCACUCGAAUUGCACAUCUCUGCCCCUCUCCCAUGGAGAGAUGGUACGGCUGGAUGAAGGACGCUUCCCUGCCCUGGAGCUCAACAACCGUCGACUCUCAGUCAAAAAUUCCUUCUAUCGUAAGAACGGAAUCUACACUCGAUCUCCACCACGACCCAGUCCAGGCAGCCUGCACUAUUCUGAUGAAGAUGUCAGCAUCAAAUACAAUGACUUGGUCCCAGCCGAGAGCAGCAGCCUGACCGAGAAGCCUUCAGAAGUGUCUGACUCACAGGUGAUUCACCCCAACAAGGUCAAUGAUUUUCUUAAAAUAGUUUUUCUGAUGUUAUCUGAAAUCAAAAUUGGCCCUGUAUCUCCACCACGACCCAGUCCAGGCAGCCUGCACUAUUCUGAUGAAGAUGUCAGCAUCAAAUACAAUGACUUGGUCCCAGCCGAGAGCAGCAGCCUGACCGAGAAGCCUUCAGAAGUGUCUGACUCACAGGUGAUUCACCCCAACAAGUGCAGUGAUAGUGAAUACGAAUUGGAUCCAAGCCGGCAGAAGACCCACUCCUUUGUCAACCACUACAUCAGUGACCCCACCUACUAUAAUUCCUGGCGCCGGCAGCAGAAGGGCGUCUCUCGGCCUCCGGCGUAUGGCUAUGCCCAGCCCGACACGGUGGCGGAACAAGAGUCCCGACCCCACCCACCCCCGCUGCCACCGUUACCACCUCUGCUACCCCACAGCAAUCCAUCCCCGCAGCCCCAGGGCCAGGGCACCCUGUUCAGGCCCAAGGGCAGCCGGACUCCCACCCCGUCACUGCUGACCUCUGACAACCACAGCCAGCACACCCUGUACAGGCCCCCUAGCAGCCUGGGCACCUCCGCCCAGGUCCCGGCCACGGGAUUCUCCUCAUUUGUUUGAUACAAGACUCUCAUUCCAGUGACAACACGCCUGGGAGGGACUCCUGCAGUAUUAUUGGUCUGUAAUUACUUAUUUAUAUUUUUUUCCCGCUGCACCUUGUUGGACAUCAAGAGCUGCUUUUGGAUUUCAUUUUGCCAGGUGUGCAGGUGUACUGUGGGUUUUUAUGUGCGUGCAAGAGCAUCGAAACGCAGACAAUCAU